AUGAGCGGCGGCCGAGGUCCGGCGUCGACGCGCGCGCGCGAUGGCCUCGGCGGCGGACGCGGCGGAGGAGGACGAGGAUCCGGCGCGGGCGCAACGUCCGAUCGCUUCAAGCGCCGACGAACGACGCCGAACGCGAGGGACGGCGACGCCGCGCCCGCGCCACCCGGCGCGUACGCGCCCGCGCCGCCGUUCAACGACGCGGAUCCCGCGGUGGACUCGCGCCCGGACGCGACGGACGCGGACGAGCGCGUGAAGACGCGCGGGCGGCGCAUGUUCGCGGGCCUCCUCGGCACGCUCCGACGACACCGAGAAGACGAGAAGAAGCUGAGCGCGGUGACCGCGCAGAGGAACGCGAUCGUGGAGCGCGUGGAGACGCGCGCGAGGGAGGAGUCCGAGGCGCUCAUCAGGCGACAGCGGGGGGGGCACGUGAAGAGGAGGGCGACGGCGGAGGCGGCCAGGGCGAGGCUCGACGUCGAGAUGUGCGAGAGAGAGCUCGAGCUGGUGCCGCUGACGGCGGCGGAGCGCGAGGAGAAACUCGAGGGCGGCGCGCUGCGGACGGUCGCGGAGAAUAAGCCCAGGGUGUAUUACAAGCCAAAGAAGCACACGGAGGCGACGGAGAGAAAGGCGAACGAGGCGGUGGAGGAGGUGCGAGCGUGGAAAGAGAAGCAAGAGAAGUACCUGAGGGAAAAGAUCGAGAGGAUCAAAGAGGCGCUGGCGCACAAAGAGGCGAUGAUCGAAGAGUACGCGGCGUACGACGACGACGACGAGGAGGAGGAGGAGGGCGACGCCAUGGACGACGCCGUGGACGACGCCGUGGACCGCGGCGGCGACGGCGAGGAGGAGGAGGAGGAAGAGGGCGAGGUUGGGCGGAACGCGAACGACGCGGCGUCCAGACGUCGCGCGCGAGGCGGGAAGGAGGCGGAGACGACGACGCGCGAGGACGACGACGAGGAAAUGGGUGAGAUCGAGGAGGCCGCGGACCCGGAGGGGCUCGAGGAGGUUCUCGGGAAGUGA
This is a messenger RNA of Micromonas pusilla CCMP1545, 1014 nucleotides long. RefSeq lists its product as uncharacterized. The transcript has a single exon. Gene Ontology annotation, cellular component: catalytic step 2 spliceosome. Lineage: Eukaryota; Viridiplantae; Chlorophyta; Mamiellophyceae; Mamiellales; Mamiellaceae. The record is from RefSeq and is a predicted model, not a curated record. Bases 1 to 1014 code for a protein of 337 amino acids.